Molecule: messenger RNA, 903 nt
Organism: Candoia aspera
Lineage: Eukaryota; Metazoa; Chordata; Lepidosauria; Squamata; Candoiidae
Product: zinc finger protein 22-like
Exons: 1
Coding region: 1-903 (300 amino acids)
Biological process (GO): regulation of transcription by RNA polymerase II
Cellular component (GO): nucleus
Molecular function (GO): RNA polymerase II cis-regulatory region sequence-specific DNA binding; DNA-binding transcription factor activity, RNA polymerase II-specific
Source: RefSeq, a predicted model, not a curated record
AUGGAGGAACAGAGGCUUGUGGUACCCAAAGAAGAAGAGGGAACUGAGAGAGGGGAAGGAGAGCCUCUCGUCGUCCAAGUGAGGACCGUUGAGGACUUUCUGGCCGGGGACGGCCCGUCCCACAUUAAGCCGGAGUCGGAGGAGGAAUCGCACCAACACUGGGACUCGCAGUGGCAGGAGUUCCUGAAAAGGGUGGCAGGGCGUCCCGCACCACCACCUCCCUUGGAGGAAGAUGCCAAGGACUUCCAGGACCCCUUGGGGAGAGUCAAGGAAGGUCCCCAGGAGGAGAGUUCCGGAGGGGCCAGAGGGGAGGCUGUGCUCCAAGGAGAUCCGAACGUCGGUGGGAAAGCGCAUGCGUGUUUGGACUGUGGCAAAAGCUUCAGUGAGAGAGCAUCACUGGUGAAACACAAGAGGACAUACACAGGCGAGAAGCCACACAAGUGCUCUGAUUGUGGAGGCAAUUUUCAGGAAAUGGCCUCUCUUAUUAAACAUGAAGGGACCCACAUGGGCAAGAAGCCUUACGAGUGCUCCAAGUGCUGGAAGAGCUUCCGGACCAGUUCCCAGUUGAAAGCGCACAAGAGGACGCACGCAGGCGAGAAGCCAUAUCAGUGCUUGGACUGCAGGCAGACCUUCAGCCAGAGGUCACGGCUCGUCUUCCACGCGAGGGCCCACACGGGAGAGAGGCCGUACGGCUGCCCUGCCUAUGGGAAGAGCUUCGUUUCUAGCUCACACCUCCAAAAACACAAAGUAGUGCACACGGACGGGAAGCUGCACAAGUGCUCCAACCGUGAGAAAGCUUUUGUAAAAAAUACAACCUUGUGGUCCAUACCAGAGAGAAACUGUACAAAUGCACAAUAUGUGAGCAAAGUUUCUACAGCUCAUCUGAUUUUCAUGGGCACGUGA